AUGGCCCUCGCCGUCAUCAAAGCGACCACCCUCGCCCUGCUGCUGUCGUCGCUCGUUUCCCUCGUCACCGCGCAGCAAGGCGUCCUCGUCAACGGCAACAGCCAGCUCCCCCAAUGCGCACAAGGCUGCCAGGCCCUCCAGCAGGCUGCUUCCGGCUGUCCAGGCGGCACCGGCAGUGCGAACCAGGCGACGUGGGUGUGCUUCUGCCAAUCCGCGUUUCUCACUUCCUUGAAGACGUCCUCCGCCUCGACCCUCUGCAACACGGCCUGCACGAACCCCACCGACGCUCAGCAGAUCGGGACAUGGUACACCACCAACUGCGGCAGUGACUUUGGCGCAUCGGAGCAUGCGGGAGGAACAACCGGCGAUGCGGCGACCACCAGCGCAGCCGCGGGCCCUUCGUCGAGCUCGACUGCGGCCGGCCAGGCCACGGCCACCCCGUCGAGCGUCGCCGGCGGCAGCGACGCCGAUUCGGGCAACUCCAACUUCAGCGCCGGCAAGACCCAAUCGUCUGGCGACUGGUGGAGCACGCACUAUAAAUGGAUCAUCAUGCUGAUCGUCCUCGUCAUCUGCCUCCCUCUCCUCGCCUUCCUCGCCGUCUGCCUCAAGCGCCGCUACGAUCGCAAGCAAGAUCAAAUCAACGGAGGCUUCAAUGAAGGUAUCACCCAGCGAGCACCCGGUCCGAUGAGCGAUCCUCACCUGAAUGCGUCGGGUGGAGCUGGAUCGGCGGCGAUUGACGGCAGUGGUAGAAACUCGCCCGCGCGGACAAGAGACGCUUUCAUGCCGUAUGGGUACGGUUAUAACCGGAGUGAGAGCAGGCUCGGGUCGAAGCAGGCGGUAUACGAUGAUCGGAGGAGUCCGCUGGCGAGGGGAGAAACACCUCUCGACCCAGAGAAAGAGGCUGGGAUGGAUACCGCGGAGACACCAGGCAAGAAGAAGUCGAAGCGGGUGCUCGUGCGCGAGCGCAGCGUCGAAGACGGCAUCCAGUCCGAGAAACGAUAG
Molecule: messenger RNA, 1002 nt
Organism: Zasmidium cellare ATCC 36951
Lineage: Eukaryota; Fungi; Ascomycota; Dothideomycetes; Mycosphaerellales; Mycosphaerellaceae
Exons: 3
Coding region: 1-1002 (333 amino acids)
Source: RefSeq, a predicted model, not a curated record